Molecule: messenger RNA, 1629 nt
Organism: Fusarium oxysporum Fo47
Lineage: Eukaryota; Fungi; Ascomycota; Sordariomycetes; Hypocreales; Nectriaceae
Exons: 1
Coding region: 1-1629 (542 amino acids)
Source: RefSeq, a predicted model, not a curated record
AUGUGCUACAUACAGGUCAUCCACAUCACGCGCUGCGAGACCCGUCGUCCAGCAAUCAUCAACACUACUACCGGCGAAACAGUCUACCAUCCGCUCGAACCACCUGGGAACUGCGAGCACCACCGGCCAUUUCGCGACGCAACAUGUCCUUACCAUGGCGACUGCUGCUCACCCGGGCAGAUCUUCUUCUGCAAUGCAAAAGAUACGCGGGAUAUAUGUCGUGGAAGGCAGGCCUACCACAUAAAUAUUCAUCCUCACUACAUGUACGAAUCCGGUGUACUACACCAAAUGGAACCCAUUGAGGAUUGGGCGAUCCUCGAGAUGAACACGGAUGUUUUCGCGUACGAGGAGGAUAUUCGGUAUCAGUUCUUUGAAGCCGGCGCGGCGAUGUAUGAGCUUGAGCAGGACGCCGAGAAGCUUGUUGAGUAUAUCCUCCUCAACCAGACAGGCUGUCCCGAGGAAGAGGCAGAUAUGUUCAUUGAACAUGGCGAUCUCUACGAGAUGUGGAGUGAAGCUCAUCAUCAGUUUGUGGGAUUGAUGGAAGCGUGGGAGAUUCUGGCGAAUGUAGGCUGUAUGGAAGUCUGCCCAGCUUCUCUCCUGCGCGUCCAUCCCUGGCGAGAUUGCUUCCAGGAAUGUCAUACGCUACAGAAAGGGUUUCCGCAAUUCAAUUGUAUCCCGUUUGCUUGGGUCGAUAAUCUUGACCGGCAGGAUGAUAUUCUGCGAUGGCAUCCUUAUUACGCCCAGUACCGAGCUCCUCGUCCUGAACCUGCGAAGGAAGACAUUCUUUGGACAUCGCCUACGCCACCUAACACGAGGCCGUAUUCUUCUAAACCCCCUGCUACGUGGGAUCCUGAAGAUCAGGAGAAGAUUGAGGUGCUGCCUUAUCCUGGACAAUGGGCGGACGUGUUUGAUGACAAGGCUCGACGACUGGCUCGGAUUGAAGCUGAGCCUUCUGGGCAACCCAAUUCAUCGCUCUCGUCGAGUUCGGGACCAGAAAUUCCUCCGUGGGUCAUUCCUUAUGGUCAGGAACCGGAUAUGGGAUGGCAGGAUAUUGAUUGGCACAACUGCACUACCAUUAUUGAACCGCCUAUGAGCCCGAAAACUCUUCCUUGCGAGGGAGUGGUCCAGCGGAUAAUGCCUCCCAAGGACAGUUACAUGAGCCCUAGGGACGUGCCUAAAAGUCCGACAGCUCUUCCAUGCAGGGGAGAGGCUGAACAGGCCAUUCCCCCGUGGCAAACUCAACCCAUAUCUAAGGAAGUCAUGCCUAGGAACCUGUUUAGCGAUCAGCACGAGGCUCCAUGGAAUGAUUAUAGCUUCACUGGAACGGAGAAACCGGCAGAGCAGGAGUUUCUCCAUGUCCCUUCACCAGUGGAGGAUCUUCAAACCAUUGCGCCUAAUGCAAAGCAGAGCUUGAAGAGGAAGAGUGAAGAGGAUUUGUAUGGGGAGAUUGAGAGGAAGAGACCGAAGGGGGUGGAGGAACCGGCAGAGCAGGCGUUUCUUCAUGCCCCUUCACCAAUUGGGUAUCUUCAGAUCGCUGCAUGUAGAGCGCUGGAGACACUGAAGAGAAGGAGUGAAGAUGAUUUGGACGGGGAGAAUGAGAGAAAGAAGCCGAGAAUUUGUACUAUUUGA